This is a messenger RNA of Silurus meridionalis, 1302 nucleotides long. Its product is annotated as Ras-related and estrogen-regulated growth inhibitor-like protein. The coding region runs from base 65 to 724 and encodes 219 amino acids. NCBI's taxonomy places the organism in Eukaryota, Metazoa, Chordata, Actinopteri, Siluriformes, Siluridae. Gene Ontology annotation, molecular function: GTP binding; GTPase activity. The record is from RefSeq and is a predicted model, not a curated record. The transcript has 4 exons.
UGCUCAGAACUCAUUCCAUUCCGUCCAUGAAACCUUUCUGAUCCUAGUGCUCUUCACUACCAGCAUGGUUGUUCAAGUCAAAACGAACUUACCCCAGUACAGCAAAGCAAUGGAUGGAAACCAAAAUAAAGUGGAAACAAACAUCCUGCUUCUUGGUGCCGAAAAUGUCGGGAAAUCGGCUCUUACUGUGCGGUUUCUUACCAAAAGAUUUAUUGGUGAAUAUGGUGAUAUUGAGUCAAUAUACAGUCACAUUGACAAAAUUGAUGGACGGGAGAUCUCUUUCAACAUCUGGGACUCCCUGUAUCCACAGAGCUGUGAAAGCUCCGAGUCAGUGAGUGAGGAGCAGCUCCGCUGGGCAGAUGGCAUCGUGCUUGUCUACAGCAUCUGUGACCGUGCCAGCUUCGAAGUGGUGCAGCAGCAGGUCGCACUUAUACAGAAGCUGUCCUCUUCUACCAGUUCCCCAGUGCCCAAGGUGGUGGUCGGCAACAAGCGGGACCUGCAGCAUCGUCGAGCUGUCUCAAGCGAGGAAGGGAGACUACUUGCGCAAUCAGCAGGUUGUGGCUUCUUCGAGGUUUCAGCUGCCGAGGCAUAUCAUGGUGUUCUGCCUGUCUUUCAUGGACUGCAUGAGCUCAUAAAGGGAACCAAGGGUGUCAAGAAAGGAACGGCUGGUAUUAUGGGCAUUAUGAGGACUGUGUCUGCUGUAUUCAGCAAGAAACGAGAGUAGGGCCUAUUUUUAUUUUUUAUUUUUUAUGAAAGUUGAUCGAUGACUGAUAUGUCAAGUCCCCAUGCCCAGACAGCAUAAUUAAUAGCCAGAGUGGGCAAGAGUGAUAUGGAUAACCAUGGAUCCUAUUAAAGAGGAAUAAGUGCAAGAGCCAGGUUGUCGUUUUGUAAGUUGAAAGCUGAAAUGAAGAUCAAAAAAAAGUUUGCUGAGAUGGGAAGAUGGUUUCUUCGUGUAUCUGAGCAGGUGUUCGCUUCUGGAUAGUGUACAGCCAGUGACUUUCUGAUCAUGGAGUGAUACAAGCCAAGUAAAGGGGGCUCAGAGUUGCUUGAUGAGAUUCAGGAGAAUCUGAGAGGCAUGCGAAUACAUUAGAGGGUUAAAUGAAUUGUGACCUUCUGAUAAAAAUUGUGUUCAUACAGCUUGUGUAUAUAGCCUACUGAAAAAACUUUUAAUUGUUGGUUUCAUAUGUACCAAUGCUGAAGAACCCGUGUGCAUUAACUACAGUACUAAUCUUGAUUAUACAUGGAAUGUUCUAUGUGAUCAGUUUUAUAGAUUCUGCAAAAUAAAAAUGCUAAAAAAAUCAA